Sphaeramia orbicularis (orbiculate cardinalfish) is the source of this 2427-nucleotide messenger RNA. RefSeq names its product E3 ubiquitin-protein ligase TRIM21-like. The record is from RefSeq and is a predicted model, not a curated record. NCBI's taxonomy places the organism in Eukaryota, Metazoa, Chordata, Actinopteri, Kurtiformes, Apogonidae. The transcript has 2 exons. The coding region runs from base 104 to 1741 and encodes 545 amino acids. Gene Ontology annotation, molecular function: zinc ion binding; protein binding.
AGUGAAAGUUCUUCUCAGUGUGAUCAGAGCUGCAGACGAGUCUGUGGAACCGUCCAACAAACCUUAAACCCACUUCAUCAGAUCUGUUUCAAGUCUCAUUGAUAUGGCUGCUGCCGGUCGUGUCCGAUCUGAAGAUCAGUUCCGGUGUUCCAUCUGUCUGGAUUUCUUCACUGAUCCAGUCACAAUACCAUGUGGACACAACUUCUGCAAAUCCUGCAUCUGUGAACACUGGAGGGUUAAUGUCCCAUAUCAGUGUCCCAUGUGUAAAGAGAUUUUCAACACAAAACCUCAGCUGAAGAUCAACACGUUCAUCUCAGAGAUGGUGGCUCAGUUCAGACAUGAAGCUCAACAUGAACCAAACAUCUACAGCUCAGACCAACAAGCUGCCAAACCAGGAGAAGUUCCCUGUGACGUCUGCACUGAACCCAAACUGAAGGCCCUGAAGUCCUGCCUGGUGUGUCUGACCUCCUACUGUCAGACUCAUCUGGAACCUCAUCAGACAGUUCCAGCACUGAAAAGACAUCAGCUGAUCCAACCUGUGGAGAACCUGGAAGACAGGAUGUGUAUGAAACACGACAAACCUCUGGAGCUGUUCUGUAAAACCGACCACACAUGUAUCUGUCACCACUGCACCUACUCAGACCACAAAAGCCAUGAUGUUACUCCUUUGAAAGAUGAACAUAAAAAGCAGAAGGCAGAGCUGAAGAAGACAGAGGCUGAAAUUAAGCAGAUGAUCCAGGAGAGAAGACUGAAGAUCCAGGAGAUCCAACAAUCAGUGGAGCUCAGUACGAAUACUGCAGACAGAGAGGCAGCAGAAGGUGUGAAGGUCUACACUGCUCUGAUCAAGACUGUUCAGACAAGUCUGAACCAGUUCAUUGAGGAGAUCCAAGAAAAGAAGAGGAGCACCAAGAAACAGGCUGAAGACGUCAUCAAAGAGCUGGAACAGGAAAUCUGUGAGCUGGAGAAGAGAAGCACUGAGGUGAAGCAGCUCUUAGGCUCUGAAGACCACCUCCACUUUGUCCAGAGGUUCACAUGUGUCAAAGCUGCUCCAUCCAUGAAGACCUGGACAAAGGUCAGCAUCCAUCCAUCAUAUGAGGGGACUGUGGAGAGAGCUGUGCAUCAGCUGGAGGACAAACUCAGAAAAGAAAUGAAGAAGAAGGUGUUUGAAGCUGAACUGAAGAAAGUCCAACAGUAUGAGGUGGAUCUGACUCUGGAUCCAGAUACAGCUUAUCCUUAUCUCAUCCUGUCUGAUGAUGGAAAACAGGUUCAUGAUGGUGAUGAAGAGAAGAACCUUCCAGACAAUCCACAGAGAUUCACUGGUGAUUGGUGCAUCUUAGCGAAGCAGAGUUUCUCUUCAGGCAGGUUUUACUUUGAGGUUCAGGUCAAAGGAAAGAUUAAAUGGACUUUAGGAGUGGUCAGAGAGUCCAUCAACAGGAAAGGACUGAUCACAGCGACUCCUCAGGACGGAUACUGGACCAUCUGUUUGAUAAAUGGAAAUGAGUACUAUGCUUUUGCUGAUUCUAUUGUCCGUCUGUCUGUGCAGUCUGGUCCUCAGAAGGUGGGGGUGUUUGUGGAUUAUGAGGAGGGUCUGGUCUCCUUUUAUGACGUAGGUUCUUCAGUUCUCAUCUACUCCUUCAUUGGCUGCUGCUUCAAUGAUAAACUCCUCACAUUCUUCAAUCCACGUUAUAAUGAUGGAGGUUCAAACUCUGCUCCUCUGAUCAUCACUCCUGUCAGACACUGAGGAACAAACUCAUCAGAUGCACAGAUUUUCUCAGAUUUACUGGAGUCACUAAACUUAGUGAUGAUGUAAACUGUUUGAACGUGUAUGAAUCUGGAUCCAAAUGCACUGAAAUACUAACAUUAGUGCUGAGAAUAAUCCUGGUUUGACUCAUUCUGAUGUCUGUGAUUGAAUCCAAUGAUAAUGAUGGUGUUUGAAUGUGAACUGGAAUUCAAAAUGUUGGGAUUGUGAAUGUGUUUCAAUUAUGGGAUUGAUUUUAUACAUUUAAAUGAUAGAAGUGUUCAGGAGAAUUCAAUAUUCAAUAAUAACAGUACAGAUUCUGUUCAUCAGCUUUAAUAAAUACACUCAUAUACUGUCUGCAUUUGAAAUAAGAAAAAACAUUAAAUAUUAAAUGUUUGCUGAGUUGUUUUCUAUUUGUUCGUAGACAAACACAUGUAAUUAUUGCAAAAACUGUAAUUAUUUUCAACUCUGACGGAGGUUAUACCAGAAUAUUUAAGACCAAAUAUAUUGAAAUGAUUCAUCGGUUAUUCAAAUAUUUUCUGAUUAAAUUUACUGAAGUUGAAAUCCAAUCAAUCCAUUUGAUAAAUCACAAACCUUCGACUGAUUUGGAUGAUUCUGCUCAAAUAUCUGAACUAUGUAUUUACAUGUAAACUAUGAUGAAAUAGAUGGAAACAUUCACAUUAUUUCUC